This is a messenger RNA of Aureobasidium melanogenum CBS 110374, 1821 nucleotides long. Its product is annotated as dihydroxy-acid and 6-phosphogluconate dehydratase. NCBI's taxonomy places the organism in Eukaryota, Fungi, Ascomycota, Dothideomycetes, Dothideales, Saccotheciaceae. The record is from RefSeq and is a predicted model, not a curated record. Gene Ontology annotation, molecular function: hydro-lyase activity. The coding region runs from base 1 to 1821 and encodes 606 amino acids. The transcript is spliced from 3 exons.
AUGGAUAAUGAAGAAAACAGGAUCGACCCACAGAAUGACUACGACCUCUCAAGACCCCUUGACACAACCACCGGCCUACGACAAGGCUUAACCUCCUACGGCGAUGCCCAUUUCAGCCUCUUCCUCCGAAAAGUAUUCAUAAAAGCCGCCGGUUACGGCGAAGAUGCCCUCUCCCGUCCCAUCAUCGGCAUUAUAAACACCUAUUCAGCAUUUAACCCAUGCCACGCCAACAUCCCCCAACUCCUCGAAGCCGUAAAACGCGGCGUACAACUACACGGAGGCCUAGCCAUCGAAUUCCCCACCAUCAGUAUACAUGAAUCUUUUGCUGCACCUACAAGUAUGUAUCUCAGGAACUUGAUGGCUAUGGAUACGGAAGAGAUGAUCAAAGCACAGCCGGUGGAUGCGGUGGUUGCGAUAGGUGGCUGUGAUAAAACUGUGCCUGCGCAAUUGAUGGGAGGCAUUUCUGCGAAUAAGGUUGUUUUGCCGUUGGUUACGGGGCCGAUGAUGCCUGGGUCGAGCAGAGGGGUCAGAGUGGGUGCGUGUACGGAUUGUAGGAGUCAGUGGGCGGCGUAUAGGGCGGGGGAGAUUGAUAUGGAGGAUAUUGCUGCUGUGAAUGAGGAACUUGCUCCUACGUCGGGCACUUGUGGUGUGAUGGGCACUGCGAGCACGAUGGCUUGCGUGACUGUUGCACUCGGCUUGAUGCCUUUUGAUGGUGCAUCUGCGGCGGCUGUUUCUUCGGCACGUCUGAGGAUUGCUGAGCGAACGGGCGCGAAUGCAGUCGCCGCAGCAGCGGCUCAAAGACUUCCUCAAUCGAUACUUACGAAGGAAUCUUUUCUCAACGCCAUCACGGUCCUUCAGGCUAUCGGAGGAUCAACCAAUGCGGUGGUGCAUUUGAUGGCCAUUGUCAAUCGUCAUCCUGAUGUGGCUGGGUCGAUCACAUUGGAGACUUUUGACGAGAUUGGAAGAAAAACGCCGCUUCUUGUUGACCUCAAGCCAAGUGGUGAGAACUAUAUGACUGACUUCCAUAAUGCUGGUGGAAUGCUUGCUUUAUUACACACGCUGAAGCCACUACUUGACCUCGAGGCAAAAACGAUCAAUGGCAAGACUCUAGGAGAAGAACUUGAAGCCACGCCAUUCAAGCCGUUCAAGUACUCAAGCGAACUGAUUAGGCCUCUCUCCAAUCCGAUGUAUCCAAAGUCUGCACUUGUAGUGUUGCGAGGAAACCUUGCGCCGAGAGGAGCAGUAAUGAAAGCAGCCGCUUCAAAAGAAAGAAGUCUUCUUACCCACACGGGGCGCGCUGUGGUCUUCAAGAACACGGCUGAUAUGGCACAACGCAUCGAUGAUCCCGACCUACCUGUAACCAAAGACUCAGUGCUCGUCUUACAAGGCGUAGGACCAAUCGGCAAUCCUGGUAUGCCAGAAGCAGGCGUCAUCCCCAUCCCUCGCAAACUCGGAGCUCAGGGUGUCAAAGACAUGUUGCGAAUAUCUGAUGGACGCAUGUCUGGCACAGCAGGCGGCACAAUCGUUUUGCACAUCUCGCCAGAAUCUGCAUUGCCCGACUCAGUGUUUGGAUGUGUAGAAGAUGGAGAUUUGAUUGAAUGUGACGUUGAAAAAAGACUGCUCAGACUGCAUGUCUCUGAUGAAGAAUUGGCGCAUCGUAUUGCUGUACGAUCAGCGGCUAAGAAAAAGGAAGAGCAUGGUACGAAAAGGAUCCAUGGGAGAAAGCGUGGAUAUAGGGGAUUGUAUGAGCGAUGUGUGAAUCAAGCGGAGGAAGGUGCCGACUUUGAUUUCCUCACAGCAGCAGGACCUACUGAGUCGUGA